Molecule: messenger RNA, 1578 nt
Organism: Coffea eugenioides
Lineage: Eukaryota; Viridiplantae; Streptophyta; Magnoliopsida; Gentianales; Rubiaceae
Product: putative anthocyanidin reductase
Exons: 6
Coding region: 296-1351 (351 amino acids)
Molecular function (GO): oxidoreductase activity, acting on the CH-OH group of donors, NAD or NADP as acceptor
Source: RefSeq, a predicted model, not a curated record
GUGGGUGGCAUUAAUUUGUUGCAAAUACAAGCGCAGAACGAGAAACAGGGUCAUUGAUGAAGGAGGAAGCUGUCUUGUCUCGGUCUUUCUCUAUGCUCCAUUACUUCCAUGCUUCCUUCAGAACUGGUGUUUGAUUAAUUACACAAGAUUAGUCACAUACGGUUGCGGAAAGAAGAAUCACCAGCUUAAUUCAUCAUAAUUUACUUAAUCUUGUGGAGGGAUUUGAUCCAGUUCUAGUAGUACAAGUACUAAAAGUUUGGCGGUCGAAUUCAUAUAGGUUUGCUUACCUAUAUUAAUGGAAGAUAUAGCAGCAAGAGACGAGGGGAGGAGCCAAGAAGAAAGCCCCGUCACAUACUGUGUGACCGGAGCAUCGGGUUACAUUGGGUCAUGGCUGGUGAAAUCCCUCCUUCAAAGAGGCUACCGGGUUCACGCCACUGUCCGCAGCCCUGAGAAAUCACUGAAUCUUUUAAAAGAGUGGGAUGGAGGAGAGCGGUUGAGAAUCUUCAAAGCAGAUCUACAGGAAGAUGGGAGCUUUGAUGCUGCUGUGAGAGGUUGCAGUGGCUUAUUCCAUGUUGCUGCUUCGAUGCAAUUUGAGGUUCCAGUGGAAGAGAAUGUUGACAGUUAUGUCCAGACAAAUGUCAUUGAACCUGCAAUUAAAGGAACCUUGAAUGUGCUCAAAGCUUGCUCAAGAACGAAUUCUGUGAGAAGGGUUGUUUUUACAUCAUCAAUAAGUACUAUGACUGCCAAAGACAGCUCAGAGAACUGGAGAGAUCUUGUUGAUGAAUCCUGCAAGGUUCCUAUUAAUCGUGUCUGGAAACACAAACCAACCGGAUGGGUCUAUGCAUUGACAAAGAUUCUGACAGAGGAAGCAGCCUUCCAAUUUGCACAUGAAAAUGGAAUUGACUUAAGGUCUGUGAUAACUGCGACUGUUGCUGGUCCGUUCCUCACUUCAACAGUUCCAACAAGCAUCCGAGUUCUCUUGUCACCAAUUACAGGUGACCCUCAACUAUUACCAAUUCUAGUUGGUGUAAACUCUAGAAUGGGUUCGAUUGCUUUAGUUCACAUUGAAGAUAUAUGCAAUGCCCAUAUUUUCGUCAUGGAGGAUGCUAGAGCAGAAGGUCGAUAUAUGUGCUGCUCACGUAGUUGUGGAAUGGCUGAACUUGUUGAUUACCUCAUGGAGGAGUAUCCUUGCUCUAAUUUGCAGAGGCUUGUAAAGGCUAAGAAUGAGUCCAUUCCAGCAGAAAUUUCUUCGAAGAAGUUGACAGAUUUGGGGUUCAGCUUCAAGUAUGAUGUGCAGGAUAUAAUACAGCAAGCUGUUGAGAAAUGUAUUGCCUGUGGAUUUAGACUCUAAAAUGACUGAAAGAAGCGGAGAAUUUUGAUGUCUGACAAGAACUUUACAAGGCAAUUCUGGGAUUGUUAAAAAAAAUGAAGGGAAGAUCGUAGUACAGGACCAACACUGUAAAUUGUCGAAUCUGUAGUCUUUACCAUCUACUCCCCAAACGAGGAAAGUGUGUGGACGUGAUAAUUUAUGUGAUAGAUUAUUGCAUCUGGCAGUAAAAACCAGUGCUGAUUUUAUUA